AUGCCAUAUAGGGAAGACGACGAAGAACUGAGGUACCUCAGGUAUCCCCAGACUGGCGGUGUCUACAACUACUCCAACGAUGCCGUCGAUAGCAUCAAUUUCCAACAGCCCCAGCGCGUCUACAGCAGUCAGAUGCAUCAGUCUAAUGACAAUUUCUUAGACUACUACGAGGACGAAAGACCCCUGGCCAUGUUCAACACGCUGCAUGUGCCUCCUCCACCUCCUCCAAGAGAGCCUCUACCGUCCAACGAUCCUUUUAGAGACAAUGACUUUGAAAUGGGGGCCUACCCUCAGCCAUACCAGCCCACCGCGUACGAUCCAGCGGCUUCGGGGUUCAAUUUCUCCCAGGCGUUCGUGCCUCAUGCUUAUGAUGACGAGGAGGAGCAUCAAUUCGACAGAGAGAUCGAGUUCAACAGGUUUGAAGGUGAAGAUUUGGACUUACAGACCGUGCACGUGGCCGACUCCGAUUCCGAACAAGAUGGCCAGACUAUCUACGACCAGGAGAUGCAGCUGCCUUUUGCUGAAACCGGCGAAGAGUUUCCCGAGCCGCCUGAGCAGGAAGAGGUCCGUGAAAAGCCCAAACUCGGUAUAGCCACAGGUCACAACGGUCACUUGGUUUUGGACUGUCCUGUGGCCACAGAGCUUCUUACCAAGUUUCCCGACUAUGAUCCCAGUUUGCAAGACGGUGGCCUAAGUAGAGAGUUCUCCUACAUGAGAUACACCGCCGUGACAUGUGGACCUUCGAACUUCUGGAGAGACGGCUACAUCUUGCGUCCUAUCCAUUAUCCUGUGAGGCGUCAGACCGAGUUGAUGGUCGUUAUCACCAUGUAUAACGAAGAUGACAUUCUUCUUGCGCGUACUCUCAAGGGUGUGUUCAAGAAUAUCAAGCAUUUGGAGUCAAGAUCGCGGUCUCCAGUGUGGGGAAAGGACUCGUGGAAGAAGGUCGUGGUUUGUGUGGUCAGUGAUGGCCGUUCGAAGAUUAACGAGCGUGCUCAGGCCCUUUUGGCUGCUCUUGGUGUCUACCAGGAGGGAUUGGCCAAAUCCAGAAUUGACGAUAAGAAGGUCCAGGGCCAUAUCUACGAGUACACCACUCGUGUAGGUAUCUCGUCAGUCGAAGAUACCGUCAAAUUGACGACCGAGAAGGUUGUGCCGGUGCAGAUGCUUUUCUGUUUGAAGGAAAAUAAUGCUAAGAAGAUCAACAGUCAUCGUUGGUGUUUCGAGGCGCUCUCACAGGUUCUCGAUCCAAAUAUCGUCGUCUUGCUCGACUGUGGUACCCAGCCCUCUGGUAAAUCCUUGUACCACCUAUGGAAAGAGUUCGAUAAAGACCCUCGUGUGGCCGGUACCUGUGGUGAAAUCAAAGCUUCUUUGAAGAAGAGACAAGUCCUUACCAACCCAAUUGUUUACGGCCAGAACUUCGAGUACAAAAUCUCCAAUAUUCUCGAUAAGCCCACUGAAUCUGUCUUUGGUUUCAUUUCGGUCUUACCUGGUGCUUUCUCGGCUUACAGAUACGUCGCCUUACAAAAUGACAUCAACGGAAAGGGUCCGUUAGAAAAGUACUUCAAGGGUGAGUUUUUGCACGGAAGUGGUGAGCUUGAUCCAAAUGAUGACGAGUAUCAGCUUAAGACUAAGAUGUUGAAGGAGGAGGCCGGUAUCUUCACCUCCAACAUGUAUCUUGCCGAAGAUAGAAUUCUUUGUUAUGAGCUCGUUGCUAAACCAGGCUGUUCUUGGGUCUUGCGGUACUGUAAAUCCGCCAGUGCUGAAACCGAUGUUCCUGAAGGCCUUGCCGAAUUUAUCUUGCAGAGAAGAAGAUGGCUUAAUGGUUCUUUCUUCGCCGCCAUUUACUCCCUUGCCCAUUUCUACAAGAUUUGGCACUCGCUGCAUAGUAUCGGAAAGAAACUCAUGUUCCAUGUUGAGUUUUUCUAUCAGCUCAUUAAUCUUAUUGUCUCGUGGUUUUCCAUUGGCUCCUACUUUUUGGUUUUCCGUAUCUUGACCACAUCGCUAUCAGACGAUAGUCUUAAUUUUGCUCCUGGUAACGUUUUAUCUGUGAUCUUUCUAUGGUUAUAUCUUGCAUCCAUCGUGACCACAUUCGUGUUGAGUUUUGGUAAUAAACCGAAGGGAACUGAGAAAUUCUACAUUGUCAUCGUGGUUUUCUUUGCCAUUCUUAUGGCAUACAUGAUUUUCGCAGCUAUAUUCAUGGCCGUCAACGCCAUUACACAAAUUUAUCAGGACAAUAGUGGAGUUUCGGUGUCGCUUUUCUUCAAAAACUCACAAUUCAGAGACUUGGUUGUCGCUACUGCGUCGACUUAUGCAUUGUACUUUAUUGCAUCAUUCAUGUACUUCGAACCAUGGCACAUGUUCACAUCGUUCGUCCAGUACAUUUUGCUUUCACCCUCCUACAUUAAUGUGUUGAAUAUCUACGCGUUUUGUGACACAGGUGCCAGCGAUUUGGGUGCUGCUAAGGUCAGAGAGGAUGGUACUUUUGACGUCAAUAUCCCUGUUCUUAAAGAAGAGAUCAACCAAUCAUAUUUGAACCAGCUUGAGAAGAUCAAGAAGCCAAUAGAAGCUGAUGAAGGUAACUACAAGGGCUCCAACGAGGACUAUUAUGCAUUUGUGAGAUCCAUGACAGUUUUGAUCUGGAUGAUCUCCAACUUUGUCAUUGUGGCCAUCGUUCUAGAAACCGGUGGAUUCAAUCAGUUCAACUCCGACAGUGAAACAGAUGUGAAUAAGAACGAUAGAUCUAGAGUUUUCCUCACAGUGAUUCUUUGGACGGUGGCCUUCAUGGCUCUCUUCCGUUUCAUAGGCUGCACGACCUACUUGAUCUUCAGAUUCAUGGACAAGUUCAGGCUGCCCAGAACUGCCUCCUACGCCGCCCAGACUACCAUUGUGGAGGAGGAGGCCCAGCGUGGAGGAAACAGCUCUAGUACCUACUGGAUCGAGGAGCUACGGAGCAACUGCGGUAAUGAGCUCGUGGAUAAGAAAAUUGAAAGCAAGCUCCGAGCGAUCGAGCAGGAUUUGGACAAGCUAAUAGAGGAGCUGAGAGAGGCGAGCAUAUUGGAGGAGCUCGAGCGGCUACAGCAUCUUCGGCCGGCAGAAACAACGAACAAUAACCAGAAAAAAAUAGCGGCUGGCGCAGCGCUUCUUUUCACAUUCGGCGCCGUGUCUUUCUGGCUCGGCCACAUGUCUUACGAAUACUGCUACUACUGGUGCUAG
Candidozyma duobushaemuli is the source of this 3210-nucleotide messenger RNA. It is a transcript of the gene CHS2, whose product is annotated as chitin synthase I. The transcript has 4 exons. The record is from RefSeq and is a predicted model, not a curated record. Gene Ontology annotation, molecular function: chitin synthase activity. Bases 1 to 3210 code for a protein of 1069 amino acids. NCBI's taxonomy places the organism in Eukaryota, Fungi, Ascomycota, Pichiomycetes, Serinales, Metschnikowiaceae. Gene Ontology annotation, cellular component: cell septum; cell periphery.